UGGUGUUCCAUGUACGAAUAACGAGAAGAUAAAUGCGGAUUCAACGAAAAAAAGUACAUACUUCGGAGCAUUACCAGAAAUACGAUAUAUUAACAGCCGAAUUGAUAAAAAACCUGCUACAAGUAAACAAAAAAUGAAAUCAUGUUUUCUGGAAAAUGGCUCAAAAUUAUCGCAGCCUGUUAAGAUAAACAGGAAAACUUACUUCGUACAGUCAACUUGCACUUUCGACUCUGUGGCGCAAAUAUUACUAUCAGGUGCUGUCGAUCACCCAACUUACGACUCAGCAAUUAAAAAAUCCAGCAAUACUAUGCUUCAGUUUGUUUCCCAAACAUUGAAUACUGGAGUCAUAAGAAAAACUUACACCGAUCGAGCGCGCCUCCUUUUAAAUUGGUAUACCCCUCAACCGAAUGUGAAAACCGAAAAUAAUGUUCUGUCAUAUACAUUAAGCGGAUAUGACAGUAUUUAUAAUUUCGUGGAUAAAGCUUUGAGAACAGAACCGAGUGUGUAUAUAACGGAAGAGUGUUCUCGGCUGUGCAAACGACAGUACACAUCGGUCCUUAUGUCACCGAAUCACAAAAUAAUUGCAAAAACCGGAUUCGGCGCUCUGAAAGUGGCGCUGAACUUUUGGCCGCGUCUUACGAAAUUACGAUGUUUUACAAAAGACUGUAACGCAUCGAUGACCCGUACUAGUCGGCUGGGAAUUCAUUUAUUCAUCGAUAUGGACGUCCGUAACAAUCCGAGUGACAAAUACGGUAUGCGGUGCAAGCUUUUUGAUAUUCCUGUAUCGUUGAACUUCAAAGAUGUCGAAGGAAACGAUGUGCAAUAUCGGUUAAUUGGUGCAAUCAAAUUUACACCAGGUCAUUUCACUGCAUAUUCAUUUCGUAAUACGACAAAUUGGGAGCACUACGACGACAUGGAAAUAAACAAAACACUCCAAUCAGCCGCAAUGGAAAUAGAACCACAUCUCGUCAUCUACGUUCGGCUUCCAUAA
Molecule: messenger RNA, 991 nt
Organism: Venturia canescens
Lineage: Eukaryota; Metazoa; Arthropoda; Insecta; Hymenoptera; Ichneumonidae
Exons: 2
Coding region: 134-991 (285 amino acids)
Source: RefSeq, a predicted model, not a curated record